Molecule: messenger RNA, 1303 nt
Organism: Magallana angulata
Lineage: Eukaryota; Metazoa; Mollusca; Bivalvia; Ostreida; Ostreidae
Product: zinc finger matrin-type protein 2-like
Exons: 6
Coding region: 142-738 (198 amino acids)
Biological process (GO): mRNA splicing, via spliceosome
Cellular component (GO): U4/U6 x U5 tri-snRNP complex; spliceosomal complex
Molecular function (GO): nucleic acid binding; zinc ion binding
Source: RefSeq, a predicted model, not a curated record
AGUGUAUAUUUUCCGUUUAAUUCUAAAAAUAUAUAUUUAUACUUCUCGAUGUGACAAAGUACAAGUUAACUAGUUUUCAGAUUUGAAAGGAAAUUCGGUCGACCAAAAUAAAAACAAAGACAAACGACUUCAUUUACCAAGAUGGCUGGCGCAUAUGAGAAAAAUCCUGGAGACCACAGACGCAAGUGGGAUAAGGAUGAAUAUGAACGUCUUGCACAGGAAAGAUUGGAAGAAGAGGAGAGAAAACAGCUUGAGAAAGAGCUCAGAGAACCUCAUCAAAAAAGGGAGCUCCUAAAACCAAGAGAAUAUAAGGUUGAUUUGGAUUCAAAACUUGGAAAGUCACAAGUCAUCACAAAAACAACUCCAGCUUCACAACAGGGAGGAUACUACUGCAAUGUCUGUGAUUGUGUCGUAAAAGACUCCAUUAACUUCUUAGAUCACAUCAAUGGCAAAAAACAUCAAAGAAAUUUGGGAAUGUCCAUGAAAAUCGAAAGAUCAUCUUUAGAUCAAGUUAAGAAGAGAUUUGAAAUCAACAAAAAGAAAAUGGAAGAGAAAAAGAAGGAGUAUGAUUUCGAAGAACGAUUAAAAGAGCUGAAAGAAGAGGAAGAAAAACAAAAGGCCUACAAAAAAGAAAAAAGGAAAGAAAGGAAACGCAAAGCUGAACCCGAUGAUUCCGAGGGUCCUUCAGAUAUGGCAGCUGUCAUGGGAUUUUCAGGAUUUGGGGGGUCUAAAAAGUGACGUUGUUCAAUGAAAGACUCCAAUAAAUAAAUUCAUUGACAUUUUGUUAUCAUUGUGUAAAUAUUUAAAAAAAAAAGUUUAUUCAUCACUUUAUCGUGGAUGUUUUGAUUGCAAUGGUCAUAAAAAAUAAACACCAUUAUUAAAAAGUGUGUAAAGUUGUGGGCAAGUUGAAAGCAUUUUGAAUCAUUAUAUUUCAAAAUGUUGUACAAAACUGAAUGUUGUAGCAUUUUACUAUGGAUAAGUUAGAAGUUAAGUAAGUUUAUAAAUAUGUGGUAUGAUAAAUUAUGCAAAUACAAAAUGUACCAAAUUUCAAUUUCAAAUAAUUUGUGUGUUCUUUAAAAUUCAUACAAUGUAUUAAGUGAUGUAAAUCUGCUCAACUUGAGUAGAGGAGUCCACCUAUAAAUGUACCAUACAUGGGUAAUGAACUAAAUACAAAGUAGCACCAACAAUUGAUAAAAUGUGAAUUUAUGGUAUUUAUAUAAAAUGUACAUUUGUACUUUGAUCCUGUUCAAAUUCAAACAUCACUUGAAAAACUGUUAGUACAUGCGUCUUACUUUAAUGUAAG